Chenopodium quinoa (quinoa) is the source of this 2082-nucleotide messenger RNA. Its product is annotated as signal peptide peptidase-like 5. NCBI's taxonomy places the organism in Eukaryota, Viridiplantae, Streptophyta, Magnoliopsida, Caryophyllales, Amaranthaceae. Gene Ontology annotation, molecular function: aspartic endopeptidase activity, intramembrane cleaving. Bases 197 to 1762 code for a protein of 521 amino acids. Gene Ontology annotation, cellular component: lysosomal membrane; Golgi-associated vesicle membrane; cytoplasmic side of endoplasmic reticulum membrane. Gene Ontology annotation, biological process: membrane protein proteolysis. The record is from RefSeq and is a predicted model, not a curated record. The transcript is spliced from 14 exons.
AGUAUUUUUUUUUACUUUUCCAAGAUUACCAAAAAUUCGGACAUCCUAUUUUAAUAAACCAUCCUCACAUCUCUUCCCCUCCGACGUUUCCGUCCACCAUUUUCCAGUUUCUGAACAUCUUUGGAGAAAAACAAAGAACCCACUUCCCUUAAAAAAAAAAAAAAUUCCAUAUAAAUUUCUCAAGAAAUUCUGGGUAAUGGCGAUUCAUCUGCGUCUGAAGGGGACGUUGCUCCUCUUUGUUGUUGGUUUAGCCAUCGCUUUUGCGGCCGAUGAUGCCGUUUCUUCCAAAUGCAGCAACAAACCUAGGAAGGUUAAGGUGAAAUACUGGAUCAAUGGUGUUGAAAAAGGUCUUUUGAAGGCAUUAACUGCAGAUUUUGGCCCUUACCCUCCUCGUGAGGAAAAAAGUCCUAGGUUACCAGCUGUAUUAACAAAUCCCGUGAAUGGUUGCUCUAAUUUAACAUCGAAGGUGAGUCAAUCAGUUGCACUCUCUAAUCGGGGGGAAUGUGAAUACACAAUCAAGGCAAAAGUUGCUCAAUCUGGUGGUGCUGCAGCUUUGGUGCUAAUAAAUAACCAAGAUGAACUAGAUGAAAUGGCUUGUUCCAAGAAUGUAACUGAUUUGAACAUUACUAUUCCUGUCGUCAUGAUUUUAAAAUCCAGAGGAGAAAUUCUUAGCAAAACUAUUGAAGCAAGGAAUCAAGUGGAGCUGCAAAUAGACUUGCUAAAACGUCCAGUUAUUGAUCUCCCUAGGACCUUAUUAUGGGUUAUAGCUGUUGCAACACUUACAAUUGCUUGCAUCUGGCCGGAUCUAUGUGUACAGGAAGAGACUGAUGAAAGCUAUGAUGAACUGUCACGAAAGGAAUCUUCUGCAGCCAAGGAUGAUUCUGAGCUGGAUACACUUGACAUAAAUGUGAUGGGUGCUGUGGUUUUUCUCAUCGUGGCUUCAGCGUUCCUGCUGCUAUUAUAUUUUUUUAUGUCAUCAUGGUUUGUCAUUGUGCUGAUUAUUAUGUUCCUCAUCGGAGGUUCUGAGGGAAUGUAUUAUUGCUUCACAAGUCUUUUGCUAAGACGAUGUGGAAAUGCUAGACAAAUACAUAUUAAAUUACCUCUGGUUGGGGAAUUUUAUAUUAUUCGUUGUUUGUUCUGGUUGGCUUGUUUUGGCUUUGGAAUUUUUUGGGUGGUGACUCGACACAGAUCAUACUCGUGGAUUGGUCAAGAUAUUCUUGGAGUUUGUUUUAUGAUCAGAGUUCUGCAGAUGAUUCGGUUGCCCAAUAUAAAGGUUGCAACAGCGCUAUUGUGUUGUGCUUUCUUAUAUGAUAUCUUUUGGGUCUUCAUUUCAAAAAGUAUAUUCCAGCAAAGCGUCAUGGUUGUGGUUGCCAGUGGUCAAAAUAGCGGUGGAGAAAAUCUACCUAUGCUUUUGAGAAUCCCUCGCUUUGAUGAUCCAUUUAGUGGGUAUAAUUUGCUUGGCUUUGGGGACAUUCUUGUUCCUGGUUUACUUGUCUCAUUUUGCUACAGAUACGACAAGGCACAUAAGAAGGGCUUAAUCAAUGGAUAUUUUUUCUGGUUGGUGAUUGGUUAUGGUGUUGGGCUCAUAUUCACAUACAUAGCUUUGUCCCUGAUGGAACAGGGUCAACCUGCGCUGUUGUAUCUCGUACCUUGUACAUUAGGUCCGGCAGUUAUAUUGGGUUUCUUCAGAGGUGAGCUGAAAGAUCUUUGGAAUCGUGAAUCUGAUUCAGAAUCAGAUGGACAACAAUCUGCUGAAGCAUGAAAGGCCAGUACUUAGCCAAAAUUGUAUUUCAACACUGGUCGAUAUAUGUAAGCUACUCAUGAUCGAUUAUUGUGCAUAAUCUUUUUUGCUUUAUUAUGUUUAAUUUUGGAAGGGCUACCAUACAGUUGGUGUAUUAAUAUGUUGUACAAAAUGUAUACUUUGCAGUAUAGGACUAGAAAAAAAAAAGUACAGGGAAAAAAAACAAAACUGUUAGGCAGCGAUUCAGAUAGCGCAAAAUUACUUCAUUCUAUAUUUGUUCGCUCUGUUGUUCUAGGAUUAUGAUUCAAUACUGCAGCACUAGUAUUGUACAUUUCUGUUCC